Molecule: messenger RNA, 828 nt
Organism: Myotis daubentonii (Daubenton's bat)
Lineage: Eukaryota; Metazoa; Chordata; Mammalia; Chiroptera; Vespertilionidae
Gene: PRDX5
Product: peroxiredoxin 5
Biological process (GO): cell redox homeostasis; hydrogen peroxide catabolic process; cellular response to oxidative stress
Cellular component (GO): cytoplasm; peroxisome; mitochondrion
Molecular function (GO): thioredoxin peroxidase activity
Source: RefSeq, a predicted model, not a curated record
GGGGGCGGUGCAGGGGCGGUGCAGGGCUGUUGUGGCCUCAAUACCAGGUGUGGGGCCGACCGGGAUGUGCAUCCUGGGCCGUCUCUCGGGCUCGGUGCUCGCUCGCGCGGUCGCCGUCCGUUGUGCGGCAGCAGCCGGAGGCGGAGGGUGCGUGGAAGGAGGCCUAGAGGGGACGCUCCGCCGAGCCCGCGGUUUCAGAAGCGCCGCUGUCGCUAUGGCCCCGAUCAAGGUGGGAGAUGCCAUCCCGUCGGUGGAGGUAUUUGAGGGGCAGCCCGGGAACAAGGUGAACCUGGCGGAGCUGUUCAAGGGCAAGAAGGGGGUGCUGUUUGGAGUCCCUGGAGCCUUUACCCCUGGUUGUUCCAAGACUCACCUGCCGGGCUUUGUGGAGCAGGCUGGGGCCCUGAAGGCCAAGGGCGCCCAGGUGGUGGCCUGUCUGAGUGUUAACGAUGUCUUCGUGACUGAAGAGUGGGGACGAGCCCACAACACGGAAGGCAAGAUUCGGCUUCUGGCGGACCCCACGGGGGCCUUUGGGAAGGAGACAGAUUUGUUACUGGACGAUUCGUUGGUGUCCCUCUUUGGGAAUCGACGGCUCAAGAGGUUCUCCAUGGUGAUAGAGGAUGGUGUAGUGAAGUCCCUCAAUGUGGAGCCAGAUGGCACAGGCCUCACCUGCAGCCUGGCCCCCAACAUCCUCUCGCAGCUCUGAGGCGCUGGGCCCAGACCUACUCCCUCUGACGCCUGCCCAGCCAGGGGCAGAGGCCCAGUCCAGCGUCAGCUGGGCCACCAAGUUGAAGGCUUGGCCAGAUUUCUGCAAUAAACACUUCUGGUUCA